UAGAAAUAAACAGGAAAUUGUUAUAUUUACUGCUUGAAAAUUAACUUUUAACAAAAAUUAUAUAUAUUUUUUUUAAUUUGUAGAACUACUAGGCAUCCAAGACAAAAGAAGCGUGAAAAAGAAAAAUGCGCUCCAGAUUUCAGCUCAAACAUGUUACAGAAUUCAAGAAAUAUUUGGAAGAACAGAUGCAACUAAUAGAACCAGUCAUUUGGGUUAUGCGAAACGCAGUAGAAAAAACCAAGAUAUGGAUAGAAGAUAAAAAUGACAACCCGUCUAUCACCUACAGCGAGCUAUGCCAGGAACUUGAAUCAGCGACCACGGCUAUGUUGGGUGCAGCGUUACACAUUAUAAGUGAAAAUAAAGAGACGUUAGAUGUCGAUGCAGCAACGCCAUCUUUCUAUCAGUCUACAACAAAAACUACAGGAACAGAAAAACGCGACUGGACUGAAUCAACAAAUCAAAUCACUAAGCAAGUGGAACAAACAGACGAAGUAUUGAGUCGACUUGAGCAGAUAGAGACAGCCAUAUCUUCUCUACAAGACGCCAAUGACAAGUCUACAGAUGACAUAUCAGAAAUAAAACAAUGGAGAGACAACUUUGUAAAAGAACAGAGUGACAUGGGGGUAAACAUUGAACAACUGACUAAAAAACAAAAGCAGAAUUUUAAAAACCUCAGAAAACAAAUGAGUGAACAAGAUAACAAAGUAAAGGAGCUUAACAAAGAAAUUGAAAUUUUAAAAGAAAAAGAAACCAAGUCAAACAAAACUCUAGACAAACUGUCUCUAGAUAUGACGGAAUAUGAGAACAACUUACACAAAAUAAAUAAAGCUAUGCAAGAUCACACAAAUAAAGCAGACAAUAUAACACAAGAAGCUAAAAGACAUUCCGAUCUGAUUGCUUCUUUACAAGAUGAAAAUUACAAAAUCUUGGUCAAAACAUCAACGCAAUUUGAAAAGUUGCAAUCAAAGCACAGUGUGAUGUACAAAAUUCUACAACAAAGGUUGAUACCCAUUGAUAAACUGAUUCAAAUCUUUAACCAGAACUUUGAAACUAGGGAAGAAAAUUUAAAUACGCUUUUUGAACUUGAACAUACUAUUUCAAAGUUGUCUAACGAUUUUCAUCUCAUAGAGUCACGUGUACGUAAAAGAUAUGCUUGUCAUGUGGAGCUUGAUGAUCUCACACCUGUCAGUGCUGGAUCAAUUAUUUCAACAUUUAAAGAAUUACGUGAAUAUAACGGUCAACAUUUUAAUCAUACAACAGGAAAAUUCGUAUCACCACAUAAUGGUUUAUAUCUUGUCUGUGUAACUCUAAAUAAAAGUAAAGAUAAUUAUAUUGUAGUUAACGUGAUGUGUCGGUUGGGUACUGGUGGAUGUGAUAUUUUGUUUUACAACACGCCCAGUACAAGAGAACCACAGAGAAAAGGAUAUGAUCGGGCUCCCAGUGUUUCCCAGCGACUAUCUCAGCACAAGGGAUCUGUUGAGUUGUGUCAUACACAGAGGGUCAGGGAUCUGUAUAGUAGCGUGCUGCACAAGUGGUCAGGGGUACUACCUGAUACCCUUAAUAACUUAGUUAAUAACUUAGCACACGACGGGAGUAGUUGCGAUUUAGUCCUGCACCAAAUCGAUGCAAGACCCGAUGACAAUGUAAUUUAA
Physella acuta is the source of this 1652-nucleotide messenger RNA. RefSeq lists its product as uncharacterized. Lineage: Eukaryota; Metazoa; Mollusca; Gastropoda; Physidae. Gene Ontology annotation, molecular function: protein binding. The record is from RefSeq and is a predicted model, not a curated record.